Molecule: messenger RNA, 1683 nt
Organism: Lachnellula hyalina
Lineage: Eukaryota; Fungi; Ascomycota; Leotiomycetes; Helotiales; Lachnaceae
Product: putative permease
Exons: 5
Coding region: 1-1683 (560 amino acids)
Biological process (GO): transmembrane transport; nucleobase transport
Cellular component (GO): plasma membrane
Molecular function (GO): nucleobase transmembrane transporter activity
Source: RefSeq, a predicted model, not a curated record
AUGUUUGAAAGAGCCAAGAACUCCGUACGAACGUUCACUUGGAAGCUCCCUAAGCAGAAGAGUACACUAGCGCCUGACUAUGUUUGGAGUAACUCAGAUCCCGUGGAACCAAGUCGAAGAACUUGGACCGGCUAUACGUUUGUCCUGUAUUGGUUUUCUGACCUUGUCACCUAUUCAACAUGGGCAAAUGGGGCUGCUGUCGUAGCUCUAGGGUUGUCACCGAGUGAUGCCAUCUGGAUCGUUUUCGUCGCGGCCAUGUGCAAUGCCAUUCCCACGGUAAUGAACGGUGCUAUAGGAGCAGAUCUGCACAUUCCCUUCCCUAUUGCGGUCAGGGCUAGCUACGGAUACUGGUUGGCCUACUUCUGCGUUGUGUCGAGAGGCAUCCUCGCACUUUUUUGGUUCGGAGUACAGAGUUCUGGUGGUGCUACCGCUAUCACCCAGAUGAUCACAGCGAUAUGGCCAUCCUAUGCCUUGCUACAUAACUCCCUCCCAGCCUCAGCCGGUAUCACUACCAAGGGAAUGAUAUCUUACUUUAUAUACCAUGUGGUGCAAACGCCAUUUCUGUUUAUCAAAACCGAAAAGCUGAAAUGGAUGUUCCUGACUAAGACAAUUCUCGUUCCUCCAAUGGCCUUGGCAAUGGUAAUCUACCUCGCUGUUGCUGCGCGGCACGCACCAGAUUUCUGGGAUCAAAAGUCUACAGUGACGGGAUCGGCGCGCGCCUGGCUUUGGCUUUCCAGCAUGACAUCCAUAACCGGUGGCUUUUCUACCUUGGCUGUGAACAUCCCAGAUUUUGCUCGCUUUGCUAAGAAACCGGGUUCCCAAGUUUGGCAACUCCCCUUCAUUCCCAUCUUCAAGAUCUUGGUCAGCAUCUUCGGGGUCGUUGGAGCCGCGGCAUCAAAGCCGCUCUAUGGAAAGGUUAUAUGGAGUCCCUUGGAUAUUCUGGCUGAAUGGCAAGGGAGUCACGGUGGUCGUGCUGCUGCGUUCUUUUGUGCUGCGUUGUGGUGUCUCGCUCAAAUUUGCGUCAACAUAUCCGCCAACUCUGUGUCCUUUGGAAAUGGUAUUGACUCGAAUAUUAUCCUGCAAACUUAUAAUAUCACAUCCUUAUUUCCAAAAUACUUCAACAUCCGCCGAGGAGUCAUCUUUGCGAUGCUUGUGGGCGGAUUCGGUAUGGUUCCUUGGAUAAUUCUCUCAAACGCGAAGACCUUCCUCAAUUUCAUGUCCGCAUACGCCGUAUUCAUGGCCCCCAUAGCUGGAAUAAUGCUUACGGAUUACUGGCUCAUCAAACGACGCAAGAUAGACGUCCCCGCACUUUAUGACCCCGAAGGAAUCUACGGGAAAUGUAACUGGCGCUCCCUUGCAAUCAUGAUUCUAGUAAUUGUUCCAAUGCUCCCUGCCCUUGCGAACAAAGUCACACCGGAAAGUGUGCACAUCCCUAUCGAGCUUAGCCAUCUCUUUGCUAUAAACUGGCUCUACGGAUUCGUUGCCUCGUGUGUGCUGCACUACGUACUCAACGUCGUGUUUCCGGAUCGUAAGACGCUGAUCCCAGAAGUCAUUCACGGCGAUACGGAGAUAGUGGAAGGAGUAGGUUCGAUCGAUCAGAGCUCUAUGGAUGGAGCCGAAGGUCGGGCUGAAAAAGGGUUUGAGACAAAGGAGGCUCAAGUGUCGACUAUGGACCGAGAAUAG